Molecule: messenger RNA, 529 nt
Organism: Drosophila busckii
Lineage: Eukaryota; Metazoa; Arthropoda; Insecta; Diptera; Drosophilidae
Gene: Atg10
Product: ubiquitin-like-conjugating enzyme ATG10
Exons: 2
Coding region: 14-529 (171 amino acids)
Biological process (GO): macroautophagy; protein lipidation; protein modification by small protein conjugation
Cellular component (GO): intracellular anatomical structure
Molecular function (GO): Atg12 transferase activity
Source: RefSeq, a predicted model, not a curated record
UUGAAAGCAUAAUAUGACAGAUUUAGUAAGCAUAACUUGGAAAGAUUUCCUGAGUCAGAUCAAACAGUUUAUGGACAUGUCAAGGCAGUUAGACGACUCCUGGAGUAUAUAUGAAAAAGAUAUGGAAGAGCCGAAUACAUUUCUUCAGUAUACUCAAAAAUUAAAAUGCAAGAAUGAACUAAUCAGCGUGGAGUAUCAUAUAGUAUACAGCAUAUCGUAUCAGAUACCAAUGUUGUAUUUUCAAGCGCAUAGAUCAGAUGGCAGCAUGUUAAAUAUUGAGGCCGUUUGGGAACUGUUUGUGCCCGAGGCAACACGCCAUAAACUCAAUCUAUACGAAAUGUUAACACAAAUGGAACAUCCGGUAUUAUUUCGACCGUAUAUGGCAUUGCAUCCUUGUCGCACAGCUGAGGUCCUUGCUCAGUUUGGAGAACAAAGCAAAAAUGUAGUGCUUACUUUUAUUAGUUUAUACGGUCCCUAUGUACAAUUAAAUUUGUCAAAUGCAUAUGGUUUAUUACUAGGUAAUAAAUAA